This is a messenger RNA of Bombus terrestris (buff-tailed bumblebee), 5019 nucleotides long. It is a transcript of the gene PIG-S, whose product is annotated as GPI transamidase component PIG-S. The transcript has 10 exons. NCBI's taxonomy places the organism in Eukaryota, Metazoa, Arthropoda, Insecta, Hymenoptera, Apidae. Gene Ontology annotation, biological process: attachment of GPI anchor to protein. The record is from RefSeq and is a predicted model, not a curated record. Gene Ontology annotation, cellular component: GPI-anchor transamidase complex. The coding region runs from base 280 to 1938 and encodes 552 amino acids.
GCGUAUGGUAGGUUUUCAUGAAAGUAACUAUUGCUAAUGCAAGUUCAAUGAAUUUGUCAAAAAGAGAACGAAUUAUUAUUAAUUGACCGAUAUUUAAUUACCGGUAUUUUUUUUCUCCGUUCAGUUGUAGAUGUACAAUUAUAUGGGUGUUUGUCAUUUAUCGUAAAAAUGUGUUUACUCUAAACGAGUAAAGGAAACUCUGCUUCUCGUAUAGGAAAAUAUACGCUGUAUGUUACUUCUGUGAUAAGUGUUGAUAACAAGAAGGAAAGUGAAUACAACAUGAGUGGGAGUGAAGUAUCGGUUACUAUAGGUUAUGAUACAGCCGUAGAUGAGAAGUACAGUGUUUACGCGAGUAUCUCCUUCGCUGUGCUAUUGUUGGGUGUCGGAGUUCCACUUUGGUGGCACACUACUGCAAUUCCGCGUGUAUCGCUUCCUUACGCUGGAAUCGAAGCACUCUCCGACCUAGACAUCAAUAUUAAAACGAAAAUUGUCGUCGUAGCUCUGUCUCGAGAUCGAGCUGAAUCCUUGGUGCACCACAUAACGAAUGCUUUUAAAAAUUCCAAUAUCUGUCGCAUAGAAGUUAUUUACCAUGUGAUAUCCAGUAAUCUAAUAGCUUCUGCGUUUACGCAUCAUGAACUAGAGAAAAUAGCAUCAGCUUUCAACUUGGACGUCGGACAACUUCUACUUUUGGAAACAAACAACUUGAACGAUGCAGUUCUCGUCGGCUCGAGAAGAACCAUUUACUUUUCUACAGAAACCACUGCCUUCACUUUGAUUCAAGUAUUAUCGGAAUGGAUGUUGCUUGAAAAGUCACUGACUUUAACGAGAAAUGCACUCACCGAACCAACUCUUUACAGCCUAGAUGAGGAAAACAGGAGAAGGUUCCCGGCUAGCCCGGCUUACGAUGUACUCAUCACUGUGGUCAAUCCAGAUCCAGAAAAACUGAAAAUUGCUUGGGAUCUCCGCUUGAUGGCCGAGGAAUACGUCGAACCAUUUCUCUCUGAGCUUUCGAUUCUGAGUAACUUCUCUGUCAAAUCACAGUGGUUGUAUUUGCUGCCAUUGGAUGUUAGCCCGAAACGAGUGCCUGAUAGUGGCCCAUUAGGUAGACAUUUUGCAUUAUCAGAGGAUGUUUUACCUCAAUUAAUUACACCAUUGGAGAAAAAACUAGCCUCACAGGUUAGUCUCCAUCCAACUAUCAAUUUCGUUAUCUAUGCUGUUCCUUGUGACAGCGCUCCGUUACAUAUUUACACACGUUCUGGACAUCGAUCGAGAAAUAACGCUAACGUCGAAGCGUUUCUUUCUCCAAGAUGGGGUGGUGUAGUUUUGAUCAAUCCACCCGUUGAAGCUUGCAUGGCUGCGAAACUCGAUCAACCGGUUACCAUUAUACCUGAACAAAUUACCAUUGUUGGAACCUUUCUUACCCAAUUGAAACUUCUUUUAGGCAUUCCUGAACCGAAAUUCUUAAAUGGUGUUACCGCUGUUUCUUUGCCCGGAUUGAAACUGCAUGAUUGGGAAGUCGAUGCAUUGCUACGUGUACGCACGAUCGAGCAAUUAACAUCGGCAAAAUUGACUCUGCAAUCGAUUGCACAACUUCUUCAAGAAAUUGGUAACAUUGUGAUUACAGAUAUUGUAGGAAACAGAAUUAAAACAGCCUUGCGUUUGGUGGAAGAUUCGGCUGAACAAUUAAGGCGUGGCAAUCUAGCUGUAGGUUUUUUGCUGAGUAAAGAAGCAUUUGUUACUGCGGAAGCAGCAUUCUUCGAUCCAACGCUCUUUGCUUUGUUAUAUUUUCCCGAAGAUCAAAAAUACGCUGUAUACACACCUCUUUUCUUACCAGCCAUGGUACCAGUCUUGCUUUCCUUAAAAAAUAUUUAUCGCUAUUAUUUCCAUCGAAGAAUUAAUAAUCCAUUGAAGGAAACUGCACCAAGCCAAAAUAAAUGAGAGCAGCAAGUGUUUCACAAUAACGUCUUCAACCAUUUGCCAAGUUUUUACUUCAUAUUGUUUUUUUCUUUAUCAAUUUCAUUGUAUCCUACUGCCGAUUCAUUUCUAUACAUCAUGCUGUUUUAUCUAGAUAAAAAGUCGAUGAAACAAACGUCGCAAAUAAAAACAAUAUUUUUUUAUUGUACAAAGAAAAUGUUCAUCAAGUUAUAAAAACAGCAGAAAGUGUGGGAUGAGUCAGUGAGUGAAUGAAAAAGAUAGGGAGAGGACUGAAUGAGUGAAAAAUUAGGAAAGACAGGCAAAGACGAAAAAUGAGGAGGGACGGGAAGCGGCAGAGAAUGCGCUGAACUGUUUAAAUUAUUUCAACCAAUAUCGAAUGAGUUUAAGAUACUUUACGUACAGUUAAAUUUCACUUUUGUUUGUCCUGCAUAUUUCUCGUACAUAGAUAGAAUUCUAGAAUUACAACUUUCUUGUAAUUUCUGUUACGAACGAAACACGGAUCCGCGUUAUGCGUCACAGCAUACAAUAUAGUAUAAAGUAGCGCUAGAUAAAGGUUUCUGUUUGUACACAGGUACGCGUCUUUUGUCCACAUUUACGCACACAAAUUUAAUACUAUCAAACGUCUCCCACGCAUGCUCAUACAUCCGUUUUAACAAAUUUCAAAUUAAUUAUCAUUAGAUCGUUAGAAACAGCUAAUAAUCUAUGUACAAUACACGUAUAUCAAUCCUCAACCAGUUAUCAAAUGGUUACAAAAUUAUUGAGUUGAAUCACUAUAAAAUGUAUGUUCAACUACCGCGAGAAAAUUUCAAAUUCAAGUUAGUUUAAUGUAGCUGACUCGAUACGAGCAACUUCAUGACAAUAAAAUCCGUUGCGUGUCCGAAAUGUAAAUAUUUCCCAAUUUUAACAAAUCGAGAUAACGCUAUUAUUUUUUUUCGCUAAUACACUGUCAAGAUUUAUCAUAAAUCUCACAGCUACUGUGGAUUGGAUGGAUUCUUCACUUAAUCAGGACAAGCCCAAAUUUGUUUUUGUUUGUUCGAUUAGUAGUUGAACAUUAUCACUAAUAAUAAAAAUAAAUUAAUUGGUGAAUUGAAAAGUUUACUCGUAUGAAAAAAAAAGAAAGAGAAAAAGAUAAAAAUAUAAACAGGAAAAGAAGAGUAGGAGCGGGAGAGGGACGGAAGGGGUUGAGGAAAAUUAAAAGAAAAAAAGGGAGGAGUAAAAAGGAGGGAUGUAAAAAAAAAGAAGAAAAUUAACAGAGAUGCUGAACUAGCUGUAUCGCAUGUUGCAAAGCAUCUGCGAUAUUCUGAAAAACAGGUACACCUUCGCGCGUCGCGUAGUCCGACAGGUACAUUCUUCCCCGAUUGUAGUCUUUUAUGGCUUGUUCAGUUAGCUGAAAGAAAAUGUUACCUUCUAUAUAAAUAUAUGUAAAAUUUGGUUCAAUGGAAAAAAGAAAUACAGAAGAAAGAAUAUAGAAGCUAUAGGAACAAAAUGAUACUUGUGUAUAGUAAUAUCUAUAGAAGUGUAUAUUAUCUAUAGAAUACAUACACAAAAACGCUCACCUUUUCACCAGAAACUACGCAGUCUUCGGGAAGCGCUUGAACGCAUAGGACUAAUUUUGCGCGUAAUCCAAUCAGGUGAGCUGCCAAUGCCAUUAUAGUGACACCACGCGAAUGUUGCGGUACGAUCAAUAAUAUUAACCGUGAAUUUUUCAUCCUCUGCAAUUCUUGUGGCAACACCUUUACGUUGUACUCGUUCAGGCUUGAUCGAUAUAAGGAUAAUCCAAUAGAUCUAAAACGAGAAACAAUUUACGUGUAAACUUACAACGACAUUGUCGUAAUGGAGAGAAUCGAAAGAACGUUACAUCUCGAAUGCUCACUCGAUCGAGGGUAUGGCGGUCGUUUCUAACCAAAACUGAUCUUUACCGAUUACUCCAAUGUACAAGUCUCUCUUCUCGGAUUCUGGCACGAAGAAAUUGGUCCAAUCUAAAAAGUUGAACGGUCGAACGAAUCGUACACUCGACUGCUCGGACGUUUUCGUGAACAAUUAAUCGAGGCACGAACGUCUCGUAACGACCUGUUUGCUAGUUGAUACACGCUAACGAUACACACGCUACUACAGGUCGUGGCAAAUUUUUGAGAAUAAGAAAUACCUAGGAAACGGUUAAAAGGUUGCACGAUAGCUCUGCGAAGAAAUUUCGACGCCUUCCUACAUAAAAUACUCCAAACUGAAGGUAUCUCACUUUCACAAGAGACGCCGUUGCUCUUCGUCCUCCACGCUGAUUCGGUAGCUAAGGCACAAAAUUGUUCGAAGUUUAUCCGUAAUUCCGUUGGAUCCCUCUUCGCUGGAAAUCCAUCGUCUAUCAACGUCCUAUACGCUUCUGAAAGCACAUAUAAACGCAGACAGUAGAGAAAAUAUAGCUGAGCUAUAAUCCAACGCCUACACGCUGUUAUUACCAUAUAUGGCAUUGUCAACGCGUUAGAUGUACACGUACGAUUUUCAUUAUGCGAAAAGUAUAAUAUUUAUUACCCGACUUGUUCACGACACUAAGAAGCUCCGACAUCGAUGGUACGUUGCACUUGACACUCGAUUGUAAUGCUAUCCAAGCCUACAAAAUCAAGAGUGCAAAGCAAAUGUAACAAGAAUAUGUUAUAAUUGUAACAAUUGUAACAAGAAUAUGUUAUAAUUUGUUUUUCACAAGCAAUAUGUGUUUUUCUACAAACAUGUGGCAAAUAGACGCUAGUGAAACUUACUUCUUCCAAGUUCACGGCCCCAUUAUCGUUCAUAUCCAUAGAUUUGAAAAUCUCCCUGAGCAUACUGCAAGAGAGUAGGUUAAAAUCGAAUAUUCGACACAAUCACACUUACAUAAAUAUGUAUGUACAGUUUCAGCGAAAAAUCCUUACACCAGAUCCAUUCCAUUUUGACCGAAUGAUAUUUUAAUCGGCCUAAUACCAUCAUCGGCAUGCAGAUCUUCCACGUUAAUUUCCUCACGUAGCAUCUAUGGAGAAACGUAGAUCAGUAGCUUUUUAGUAUAAACAAUUAAAUUUAUUUCGCUCAAUGUAAUUUACAAAAUAUAUACUACAACAAUCA